GCCCUGCUGCUUUUUGUGUAAAAAAAGAAAGAAAAGAGGAAGUAUUAUGUUCUCGACUGUGCAUUUUGAACAGCACAGCAGCCCAGACCAAUUAUAAAAUGGACCAUGUUGGAAUUCACAAGUUAUUCACACCCAUGUGAGCGACGCCCUCAACCCUCAACAAUGGGUCCAGUGUGAUGUCACAGGAGCAUGGAGAGUCAACUGGAGGUGACAGUCAUCCUUACAGAGUGCAGCGGUCAUCUUCAGGCCCCGCUAGGAUAAGCAGGGCGGUCCUGGGUGGAGGAUUAACCAUCAACACCCUGCCAGACAACUUGACACGCGUAGUGGGGGAUUCUGGGAAGUAUUACACAUGGCGUAGCUUUGGCCCAGAAGACCAGCGCACAGAGGAACUAUGGGUAGACAUGAGUGAUGUCCGGCAUGGCCAAGUGAGAGUCCAUGGCCUUCUGUCAAACUCAUACAAACAGGCUGUGAGGGUUGCCCUGUCGUUUGACUUUCCUUUUUACGGACAUUACCUGAGGCAGAUCACCAUAGCAACUGGAGGGUUUAUCUUCACAGGAGAUAUUACUCACCGCAUGCUGACUGCAACGCAGUACAUCGCCCCUCUAAUGGCUAAUUUUGACCCCAGCUACUCUAAAGAAUCCACUGUGCAAUACCUGGAUAAUGGUGAGGUGUUUGUGGUCCAGUGGGAGCGGGUCAGGCUCCCUGGAAAGGAGUCAGAAGGGGCCUUUACGUUUCAGGCUGCACUUUACAAAACAGGAGCCAUUACGUUCAGCUAUCGAGAUAUCCCUCUGUCAUUAGAUGGGAUUGGUUCAGCUGAGCAUCCAGUGAAGGCCGGUUUGUCUGAUGCCUUCAUGGUCACGCAACCUUCUCCUCAGUCGCCAGAUGCCCAACAGCGGACGAUUUAUGAGUACCAUCGGGUUGAGACAGACUCGACAAAGAUAACCAGCUUCUCUGCUGUUGAGUUCACUCCACUGCCUACCUGCCUGCAGCAUGACAGCUGCGAGCUCUGCCUCUCAUCCAACCAAACCUCCGGUUGUAGCUGGUGCAACGUACUCCAGAGGUGUUCAGAUGGCAUGGAUCGACACAGGCAAGAAUGGUUGGACUACGCCUGCUCAGAAGAGAGCAAAAAUGCAACCUGUGAGGAUUACUCCAGAGGUGACAGCUCCACUGGUUCCUCUACCACACCAGAAAUGGAGGACGUGUCCUCAUGGACUCUACAAAAUGGUUGUGACGGUGAGGAUGAGACCAAAGGCCAUAUAUUUAACACUGGCAAUGACGUGAGGACAGAUUCUUCAACCAAGAGUGAGGGGUUGGCCAACACAGGAGUGAUAGCCGGUAUAGCAGCUGCGCUGGUGUUACUUUUGGCUCUGAUACUGGUAGCACUUUACAUCAACUACCAUCCUACUGCUGCAUCACCACUUUACCUCAUCCAGCGACGCAAGAACUACUGGCCGUCUUUGAAGUUUCAGAAGCAACACCCGGGUUACACAGAAGUGGAAGGAGAAGGUCAUGAAAAAGACAACAUUGUCGAAGCUGGGCCAUGUUGAAAUGAUGGAUGUACACCUGGAUACAUGUUUGCAUUGAACUGAUUUCAAAUAUAUGCAUUUGUCCAAAGCUAUUUGUCCAUGUUUCCGUUGCAAAAAGAUGCAACAGUUUGCGUAGAUAAAAGCUGAAUGUUAUAUGAUAUUGAAUGGUUUCAUUGGAAUUGUAUAUCUCUGCUGUAAUAAUGGGUUUCAUUUCACCUUCAUUUUUAAACAUUAUCUAAUUUGACUGCAAUGAAUUGGGCAAUGCAUGGCACAAAGUUGGCAACCUUAGAUAAAAC
Messenger RNA from Cyclopterus lumpus (lumpfish), 1822 nucleotides. Its product is annotated as plexin domain-containing protein 1-like. Bases 177 to 1547 code for a protein of 456 amino acids. NCBI's taxonomy places the organism in Eukaryota, Metazoa, Chordata, Actinopteri, Perciformes, Cyclopteridae. The record is from RefSeq and is a predicted model, not a curated record. The transcript has 14 exons.